AAUGGAUCUUUGGAAAACUCUCAUGAAUUCUCUGAAACAAAAAUUUGCAGUGAAGAAAGAAGCCUGAGGUUGGGCAACUAGGCCUAACAUUAGAGUAAGCAACAAGAUAUGGCUGAUGAUAGUUAUCUUGGUGCAUUUUGCAUGUGUCAAAGCAGAUAAGCAAGUAUUCAUGGGCAUGGAGGAUACCGAGAAGAGGACAAACAUAAUGAAAGAGAUGGUAGAUGAGUAUGCAAUAGAUGGGAAAGUAGCACUUGAGUAUAGAGAAGAGAAAGGGACAUAUACUGUUACCUCCAAGGAUAUUAAAAACCGAGAGGAUACUAUCUGGCUGCCACCAAGGACAAUAAUGUCUGUUUAUGAUGAGAUUCCGUUUAAAGCAACAUUGAUUAAUGCUCUUUCUCGUAUUCCUGACACUAACAACUUCCAGCCUUCUCCAAAUAAUCCUCAGGAUUUCUAUAGCUCUACUGUGUUGCUAGCAAUUCAGCUACUGAUGAACGUCAAUGUGAAUCGCUCAACUUUGGAUUCCAAAUUCCCUGAAUACAAGAAUGUUCCUCUAUACAUAGAGAAUUGUAAAGUUUGUCAUGAUUACGUCUGGAGUUUGCCAAGUUACAAGGACAUGGACCAUCCUAACCAAUGGGAGCAGGAAGACCAUGACUUUUACAAUAAAAUCUCUUUUACCAGACUCGGAUUCAGGGACAUCAAACUAUUUCACAAGAAACUUAUUGAUGCUUUGCAUGCAGAGAAUACCCCAGAGAGUCUGUUUGUUGCCAAGGAGAUUGUAUUCGACAUGAAACAGUACCUCUGGGCUUAUAAUAUAGUCAACACCAGAUGCUUUAUGCUCAAGCUGGAGAAUUAUAAGAAACUUUAUGGAGAGAACUAUGGGAGCAUUCUGAAUAUGGCAAUCAAUCAGAAGCUAGUGCCACAACAAAAUAAUGCUCUGCUUCCGAUAAUGGAUUAUCUUAACAUGAUCGUUCCUCAGAAACAAGACUUUGAAGAACUUUCAACUGAAGAGGUUAAGAAGCAAUAUUUGAGGAGAUUCUACCUCAUUGUUAGAGACCAAAAGUUAUACCUUCAAGUUCAAGGGGACUUUAAGCAAGGGCAAGAGUAUGGAUUUGCCUAUACCACAGAUCUUGUGUGAAACUCACUGAUCUCAACAUAUGGAUUUGCAGUAAAGGAUGGAGUUGGUCAAAUAAUGACACUGAGUCUCGUCAAUGAAAUCCCAGCUAAAAACUAUAAACUCUGAGCAGUCCUUAAUUGUGUAAGGAAUGCUAAAAACCUUCCUAAACUAAAGAGGAUGAAUUAUCAAUUUUCAUUCCUUGAUGAUUCAAAAGAGGAGGAAUCGCUAUUAAUGCUCUACAGAAUUGCAAAAUACACUAUUGAUUCUAAUAUAACUUCAAAGAAAGAUAUUGAGGCUCUUGGUAGAUCACUCAGGUUCAAAAUAGACAAAUAUGGAUAUAUCUCGAUCGAAAAUGAGAUUGACGCAAUUGGGAGAGCAAUAGACAUGCUUGAACAAUAUCUUUCCCAGAAAGAUCUAGAUAUCCCAGAAGAUCUUGAUCAGCUUCCUUACAGACAAAGGAUCUCAUACUACUGUGCGAUAGACCAGAGGAAUGUGAUCCUCUGGCACAUCACAAAUCUUCAUGGAAGACUCCAGCUGUUAUUAGAAAAAUCAAUUGAGGAAGAAUAGUAGAUAUAAC
Messenger RNA from Moneuplotes crassus, 1691 nucleotides. The record is from the annotation of a GenBank genome assembly. NCBI's taxonomy places the organism in Eukaryota, Ciliophora, Spirotrichea, Euplotida, Euplotidae.